AAUUCCUCAAGGCGCAAGUGACGUAUAAGCAAUGGCAGUCUCGUAAAAAUAAAAUUCCUUUCCAUCCCAGUUCUGUACGAACUAAUAAGUUUUUCGAUAUUUUCACCAGUUUUGGCAUCGAUUUUCUUACUCAAACACCCACUAAAAUGUUUCGAAACGUGUAGUAAACAUCCGCAGCUAUGGCAUUCCUGUGUCCCGUUCGAAUUAGACGGGGAAAGAAGAAAAAACCCAUCGGAAGCGACAUCGAUAAGGACCUGACGAGCAGCUUGGGUUUGAAUCAUGGAAUGGGUCGCAUCACUGGAUCAGCCAGCAUCGAAACGCUGGUCCGCGUGGGCAUCGAGAAGGAGCACGGCCUCUCGCCAGACAGCAAAAUGGUUGUGCUGCACGAUUUUACACCGUGCGUGGACGAUGAAUUGGAAGUGAAACGGGGACAGAUUGUGAAUAUUCUGUACCGGGAGAAUGAUUGGGUGUAUGUCAUUGGCCAGGACACCCGACAAGAGGGCUUCAUACCACAUUCGUAUUGUGCGCCGUUUAAUACACAGCUAGCGGAUUUGGCCAUAAAGAAAAAACUGCCACGUGACGUGUCUGUUGGACUAGCAAAUAACGACCUAACCGAGGGAAUACCGGACAUUAACAUAGAUGUGAUUGACGAUAGCACAUCCGGGUUGAUUGGACUAACCAAUUCACUGAAACACUCGCAGGCGAGUCUUAGUUCUGAGCCUGAUUUCUUGCCAUUUUCUAAGGACCCAAGUGGUCGUUAUAUUGUACUAUAUACUUUCAUCGCCCGGGACGAGAACGACGUCUCAGUUGAACGGGGUGAGUUUGUGACGGUGUUGAAUCGUGAAGAUCCAGAGUGGUUCUGGAUAGUGCGGAGUGAUGGCCAGGAAGGCUUUAUUCCUUCUGGAUUCGUGUACCCGGCGGAAAAUAUUCUGCAAGGUCAAACGAAGCAAAAUCUUGCCGGUGGAAACCCUACCAACAACAAUAAUGGAAAUGUGGGAACAAAUGAUUCAAACAUACCACAAAUGAAUGGUGGUGUGAAUAAUUUAGGUGGAAACGGAGGGACAACCAUGAAUUCUGUACAGCAGCAACAGCAGCAACAACAGCCACAGCAGCCUGGAAUUGGUUCCGAUGAUUUACGAUAUCAUGGAACGGAACUUGUUAUGCUAUACGAUUAUAAGGCGCAAGCACCGGAUGAUCUGUCGGUUCGACGAGGGGACUGGAUCUACGCCGACCUGAAUAACCAAACCGUCGACGGGUGGCUUUGGGCUUAUGCACCAAAAACACGAAAGUAUGGUUUCAUCCCCAAAGCAUACGCUCGACCGCCGGCCAUGACCAGUUUGUAAUUCAAAUAAUCUGGAUUAUUUUAAGCGAAUUUGUUCUAAGAUAUCAAAAUAUUUUUAUACAUGAAGUAUUUGUUUGUAAAGAAUGCGUACCGCAUUUCGUUCAGAAAAUUUAAUCGCUCAACUGCCGCAAUCGCACAAGAAAUCUGUAAACUGUAGAUUGUAAAACGCAAAAGUACUUAAUCAAAAAAAAAUCAUUAUACAAUUCAAUACUCUACUAGAAACUAAUUUUAUUAUUUUAUUUUAUACACGAAAUAAAGAAACCAGUUUUUUAUAUCAA
Molecule: messenger RNA, 1620 nt
Organism: Ochlerotatus camptorhynchus
Lineage: Eukaryota; Metazoa; Arthropoda; Insecta; Diptera; Culicidae
Gene: Dlish
Product: Dachs ligand with SH3s
Exons: 3
Coding region: 180-1343 (387 amino acids)
Molecular function (GO): protein binding
Source: RefSeq, a predicted model, not a curated record